Molecule: messenger RNA, 1161 nt
Organism: Aspergillus terreus NIH2624
Lineage: Eukaryota; Fungi; Ascomycota; Eurotiomycetes; Eurotiales; Aspergillaceae
Product: terpene synthase family protein
Exons: 3
Coding region: 1-1161 (386 amino acids)
Source: RefSeq, a predicted model, not a curated record
AUGAGCCCAUCAAUACAAAUGUCCUCGUUGGCCAACAACCUGAAAACCAAUUUUUUCAUGCCAAUUUCCCAUAUUUAUGACCCGAUCCAGACGUCUAACAGCAGCGCCUUCGAUAGCGGUCCGUUUGAUUUUGUCGAAGCCACCAAUGGCGACGACUACUCCAAUUCGAUCCCUCUAUGCCCCUCAGUGAUGGGUAUCCCCUGGCCCAGUAAGCUUCCUGGCUGCCGUCAAUGCAAGCACUGGGAAACGGCAGAACGCAUGACGAAAGAGCUUCUCUAUGCUAUCUACAAAAAAGCACCACAGGAUGACGGCAAGCUCCCCGUGGAUUUACAGGAAACUUCCACCGAUAAACGAUCACAAAAAGAGAAAGAACUCAUCGCCACCGCUGUCAAAUCGACGGUUUACAUGUUCCCCGAUGCCAGUCCGGUGAGAGCUGGAAUGAUAGCGCAGUCUAUGCUGCUUAUCUUCUUGCACGAUGGUAAGGCUCUACAAUCACAGAUGCAAUCAUGGCUCCCUGGAUUGGCCCCCAAGGAUAACAGGGUGCAGCACCCUCUUCACGGCUUCUUGAAAGCUAUAAUCGACGAAGAACCCAUCCUAGGGAAAGGCCUCCUCACCGGCGCGUUCGCAUGGAUCAAACACACAAAGGGCUACCAAUCAAUCCCACCUACCGUUUUUGAUUCCCUGCGGAAUUAUCUGGAUUAUCGAUCUUUGGAUAUCGGGCGCGAGUUACUCCUCUCCCAAGCUGCAUUUGCAAGCAACGCCCACCUCUCCGAACCGGAAAUGAAAGUCUUCGAUAGACUCAUCGGUCUCUACUCCGACCACAUCUCUCUAACCAACGACCUGUACUCGUUCGACAAGGAAUACGGCGAUCAUUGCAGGACGGGUGCGGUCCUCAUCAAUGCGGUUGAUGUCGUGCGGAAUGUCCAUCGGGUUUCCAGGCCCAUCGCGAAGCAGCUCGUUCGCGAAUCCAUUCUCGAUAUGGAAACUGAUUUCUCCAAAGAAUUCAAAAGACUGAAGGUGUCUGGAGAGUUGUCUGAUCGACAGCAACGGUUUGUAGAGGCGUUGGCCUUAUGUCUCGUUGGACAUAUCUUUUACUCAGCCACAUCGGGUCGAUAUGGGGGUGCUAAUGCUGCCCUUGAAAGCUUGUCGGAUACAGUUUAG